This is a messenger RNA of Hypoxylon trugodes, 801 nucleotides long. RefSeq lists its product as uncharacterized. The transcript is spliced from 2 exons. The coding region runs from base 1 to 801 and encodes 266 amino acids. The record is from RefSeq and is a predicted model, not a curated record. Lineage: Eukaryota; Fungi; Ascomycota; Sordariomycetes; Xylariales; Hypoxylaceae.
AUGGACUCUGAGGACAUUGACGCCUGGGUCAAUGUUCAGAAGAAACUGCCUCGACCACCCACAGACGAAGAACUGAAGGCUUUUAGGGAAUUUCUUGAUGCUCCAAUAGACGAAGUAUGGCAACAUGCGAAGAAAAUAGCCGCGUUCUAUCUCAAACCCUUUGAAGAGUCUCGUAUUGACGUCUUCUGGUUCGUAUUUGGCGAUGCGGUUAACCACUUCACUUCCCAAAACGACAAGUUAGCCGAGCUUGCGCUGAAGUUGCAGCGCCUCCCAGAUGGUAAAGGGAUUCUGGGUCCAGACCCUUGGUGGAGUGAUCUUCCAUGGUUCAACAACUUCUGGACAGAAUGGAUGCAAUUUCAAUUCGAGGAUCUUCCACGAUCCGGUGGAAAUUUUGGAGAAACUUGUCAAGCCAACGUAAACCGGAAUACCUUCCUGGCCAAGUUGACAGCCAGCAUGGGGAAAGUGGCGGUUCUAGAUCAGCGCGAGCGCGGAGGGCAAGUCCUCAAAUUAGCACUGGAACGGAGACCAGUAUCGGAGCCCCACGUCCUUGCUGCAGAGCCCUGGAUCGCAUACUGCGCAGAUAGUAUAUAUGACAGGUCGUUGCAGGGUGGGAACAUGAGUUGGGAGUAUCCACAUAAUGGCACAACUUGGGGAGUACAAAAGGGUUGGAGCCAGGCACGCUGGCGUUAUUGGCGUAAGAGGUUCCAAGAGAUCUCAAAGACGGCAAAGAAUAAAAUGGUUCAAAAUGCAGCGAAGGAGUGCGCUGAACGGAUGAGUGCGAUAGAAGAGGCAAGGAAUUGA